This is a messenger RNA of Suillus discolor, 1579 nucleotides long. Its product is annotated as 3-deoxy-7-phosphoheptulonate synthase. Bases 146 to 1309 code for a protein of 387 amino acids. Lineage: Eukaryota; Fungi; Basidiomycota; Agaricomycetes; Boletales; Suillaceae. The record is from RefSeq and is a predicted model, not a curated record. The transcript has 7 exons. Gene Ontology annotation, molecular function: 3-deoxy-7-phosphoheptulonate synthase activity. Gene Ontology annotation, cellular component: cytoplasm. Gene Ontology annotation, biological process: aromatic amino acid biosynthetic process.
UUUGCUGUGUUUCUUUGAAUAAAUCGGAAAAUUACUCGGCCUCACACAUGCUAUAAAAACCCACUGGAUUUUCGCUAAGUUCAACACAACCUCUCUCCUUUUCCUUGUAAAACUGUAACUGCAUUUCAUUCCACUUCUCUCUACAAUGCCUUACAACGUUACUCCCAUUCCCGAUGUCGAUGAUGACCAAAAACUACAACAAUACAUCCAGGAUAGACGUGUCAUUGGUUAUGACCCAUUGGUUCAGCCUGCCUUGCUUAGGCAUGAAGUUCAGCCCACAGCGGCCUCACAGCUCACAAUUGCAGCUGCCCGCUACAAUGCUGCUCGCAUUGUAGCCGGUCAGGAUGACCGUGUCCUCGUCAUCGUUGGUCCCUGCUCCAUUCACUGCGCAGACCAGGCUAUUGAGUAUGCCAACCUACUCAAAUCCAAAUUGUCAUCAUGGGAUAAUCUUCUCAUCGUGAUGCGCGCGUACUUAACUACUGUUGGAUGGAAAGGCCUCAUCAACGACCCGGACAUCGAUGGUUCUUACAAGAUUAACAAGGGUCUUCGAGUGGCUAGACAGCUCCUCUGUGACCUUACCGAUAUUGGUGUCCCUGUCGGUUCCGAGCUGCUCGAUACCAUCUCGCCUCAAUAUAUUGCUGACCUUAUCUCUUGGGGAGCAAUUGGUGCCCGAACAACGGAAUCUCAGCUCCACCGCGAGCUCGCUUCCGGUGUUUCUUUCCCUAUAGGGUUCAAGAACGGUACUGAUGGAAGUGUCACAGUUGCUAUUGACGCCAUGCGGUCCGCCUCUAACCCACACGCUUUCAUGGGUGUGACGGAACAAGGUCUUGCCGCUAUCGUCAAGACACGAGGAAACCAGGAUGUUCACGUCAUCCUCCGUGGUGGCACCAAGGGUCCCAAUUACGCAUCCGAGCAUGUUCGCGCUGCUUCUAAAUCAAUCGAGAAGGCGCGGCCGACGAACCAUGCCAGCAUUAUGAUUGACUGUAGCCACGGGAAUUCUCAGAAGAACCACAACAAUCAACCUAAAGUGGUCGAUGUUAUCUGCUCGCAACUCGCUGCUGGUGAUAAGAACAUCACCGGUGUCAUGAUUGAGUCGCAUAUCAACUCGGGACGCCAAGAUGUUCCUGCUGAGGGUCCCUCUGGCUUGAAGCAUGGUGUCUCGAUCACCGACGCAUGUGUGGAUUGGGAGUGUACUGUGGGCAUGUUGGACAGGCUCAACGAAGCUGUCAAGGCACGCCGCAAUUACCUCGUGGAGCAAGGUUUCCAACGGCCAGCUGGCUUCCAACGUGAAACCCCUCCAUCGCCAUGAAUUUAGAUCUAUCUUGUACCUCUGCGGAUGCUCUGUUUCAUGUACGUGUUCCACACGCGUGCGUUGUAUUUUAGCCUGUCACACUACUUCCCAUCGUCCAUAGUAUUAGAUCUUUAGACGAAGGAUUCCUCACUCGCUGUAUUCAAUAGCAUCGAGGCCUUGCACGGUUAAACUAUUCUUAUGCUUUAUCUUUUGUUACCUAAAACAUCAUGUUACGAUAAUUAUGAAAAUAUUUCUGGCUGAUUCAUGGAUAAUACAUAUCUUUCGCAC